ACUAGAGUUUAUGUAUAUCUUUAAAAAUGGUUGAUAAAUAAAACAUAGAUUGAUACUAAGUAGUAUUUAUGUUAAAAAUGGUUGAAAUAGUAACAAAUUUAAAAAUAGUUAGAGAAAAAAUCAUACAAGCUGCAGCUAAAAGAUUGCCUGAAUUAAAUACUGUAGAGCCAAGAUUAGUUGCUGUUAGUAAAUUAAAACCAGCAGAUGAUAUAAUUAAGGCAUACGAAGCUGGUCAAAAACAUUUUGGAGAAAAUUAUGUGAACGAGUUAGCUGAAAAAGCAAGUGAUCCAAAAAUAUUGGAACAAUGUAAAGAAAUUCGUUGGCAUUACAUUGGCCAUUUGCAAGGAAACAAAGUUAACAAAAUUGUUAAAACUACAAAUCUAUUUGUUGUUGAAAGUGUCGACAGUGAGAAAAUCGCCUCAGCUCUUGAUGUGGGUUGGAUGAAACACAUCAAAAACGAAAAUUCUAAACUAAAAAUUCUAGUACAAGUUAAUACGAGUAAUGAAGAAGGAAAAAGUGGUUGUAAAGUAGAAGCAGUAUCGUCAUUAGUAAAAUAUAUUUUAGAAAAUUGUAAAUACUUGGAGUUCACUGGAUUAAUGACUAUUGGACAAUACGGAUAUGACAUUUCUAAAGGUCCAAAUCCAGACUUCUUGUCUUUAGUAGAAUGUCGCAAUAAUGUUUGUCAAGAACUGGGACUUAAUAACAAUAAUAUAGAACUUUCGAUGGGAAUGUCUUCAGACUAUGAACAUGCGAGAAUUGCAGCAACUGAAAUUUUAUAAUAAAAAUGAUGGACGAUAACGAUGGAUGAGUCGAUAUACACCUUAUGUACCACACACUCGAUCAUAUCAACCACAAACAUUAUACCAACAACAAAUACGAUACGCAUUAUCCAUACAAACAUUCUACAAUCAACAAACAUCAUGCUUACCACAAACAUACCAUCCAUCACAACCAUUCUACCCGGUACAACAAAUGACAUCUAC
Messenger RNA from Leptopilina heterotoma, 983 nucleotides. RefSeq names its product pyridoxal phosphate homeostasis protein. The transcript is spliced from 4 exons. Lineage: Eukaryota; Metazoa; Arthropoda; Insecta; Hymenoptera; Figitidae. Gene Ontology annotation, cellular component: intracellular anatomical structure. The record is from RefSeq and is a predicted model, not a curated record. The coding region runs from base 69 to 779 and encodes 236 amino acids. Gene Ontology annotation, molecular function: pyridoxal phosphate binding.